CAGGAAACUCGUUUCUGCAUCGAAUUAAUAAAAAAUAAUAAUAAAAACUUAUGAUAUCGAAAGCUGAUAUGAACAUUGAUUGAGGUUUUGUGUUCCCAGUGACUAGUGACGAUUCGGACGGAUUAUACUUCACGCACCGAAAACUACCUAGUGCUUGUGUUAUAGUGGAACCUACAUGAGUGCAAAUUAACAGGUUUUUGUGAAAACAAACGUGUCAAGUACAGUUCGCGAAAUUUCACUUUUACCAGAUUGGAAUUUUUUCAAGUGAUAGUUUCGACAUGUUUCUGCGGAGUUUCUUUAUUAUAUCCCGAUAAAUGACCGCAAGAACCUCCCAGCGUGGACGAAAGUGAUGAAGUUUGAGCGAACACACAAAAAUGGACACUUUAGAAAAACAAAGAUAUAGCAGAACAAAAUGGAGGUUUCCCCACCUCCUAGCAUUAUACAUGCUCCUCCUUACUUCCCACUGUCAAGGAGAACCAAGUCAUACUGAUAAAACCAAAACAGAUAAUUUAGAAAAUAAUGUAGAUUCUAUUCACUGCCAUAGUUGUUAUAGUAGUAGUAACCAUGAAUCAAAUGUAGACAAUUAUGUAAACUUUGUAGACGACAUAGUUGGUCAACUUAACACAUUCACUGAUGAACACUUUAAUUUAAACAAAACAGUUGUUUAUUUAGAAAAGGCUGUUGAAGAUAUACUAGAUAAAGCCUUAAGUAAAGAUAAGUUUAAGAUUUUUGAUGGAGUCGAAGUUAAAGCCGCGGAAAAUGUUACAAAAAGGAGUGAUGAGGAAGGCAGAGCGUUGUUUAGCAAAUACACUUAUGAAUACAGAAUGUAUCAGAAAGUUAAGAAUUUCAUCAAUACACAUAUACUGUCGAUUAAUCUACCGAUGGCCGCAAAAUCGUUUGGCUUAAACAAAUUCUUCAUACCGAUACUUAUAGGAGGACAAGUGUUAAUAAAAACUAUACUAUUUGCGAUGUUCCUGCCAAGCAUACUGGGGAGUUUUGGAAAAAUGCUCAGCAAAGGUCUAUCCACAAUAUCAGCAUCAUCAUCCCAAGCCAGCUAUCCCCCUGCGAACGUAGAUGACCAGGUUGGCUACAAUGCUGACAAUAAAGACAUCAUGGGCUAUGAGACGAGUCAGACUGGGACCUUCGCCUAUCCUCAGGAUAGCAUGUACGGGGAUAGCAAUGAUGUGAACGAGUUGGGCAAUGUGGAUAUGUCACGGUUUGGUGUGGAUGGUCAGAAAACUGGAUUCCUGCCUUCAAAGAACAGCUACUAUAAAAAUCAGAUGACUACGGCUAAUAAUUAUAAGGUGUUCCAAAAGAUCCCAGCGUCUUCUAUGAUACUGAGCAACUACGAUCCAUUCUACUCACCGCUGCUAUCGCGACUCGAUGGUAUCUUUGCACGGCUCGGUCUUGCUCCAGCGGAGAACUCAGUAGACGAGAACAUCGAGGCUUGCAGAGAACAGCUGAUCUGCCUGAUGUACGCCAGUCCAGCUAAAUUCGCGCCCUACAGCAACUUAGUAUCGGCACAGUUGAGCAGAGAAUUAAACGAACUCCGUCGGCCAGUUUCCGACAACCCAGAGAUCCUUCGAUUCUUCAAAUACAUGAAGGCAGCUCGGAGAGGCCAAGAGGCUUCGGAUUGCAUGUACGCCUACCCUACUUGCACAGCCAACGCGCCCAAAACACAUACCAUGGUCGCAGCCUACCAUGAUAUCAAUAAAUUGGUCACUGCUAGGAAAAUACACUAAACUUCAAGCUUUUUUAAACUGAUAUGGACUGGUAUGAAUUUUUAUUAAAGUUCAGGUGCUUUGGCCAUUUUUAUAAAGGGUUUGAAAUUGCAGUUAUAAAAAUUUUUUAUAAAUGUCCUAUGUAAAAAUAUACAAGUUGUGAAACCGAAGAUAUACUAUGGAAAAUACAUUAAACAGACUAUUUUGUAAGUUUCAAAAGUUGGGGUAUAUUUUGGCCAUUUUUGUAAGUGGUUCAAAUUGUGAAUAAAAUUGAUAGUUAUUCUAUUCAUUUACUAUUUAGUAACAAACUAGUUUUUUUUACAGUUUUGCAGUCAAUUAGUCACCCAUGUUACAUCACAAAAUAAUUUUCGUGCAUUUUUAUUCACCUAAUUAUUAUUGAUGAGAAACUUUUAAUUUAUUUAUUGUUGUAAAAAAUAGUUAUAAAUUCUUAUUUAAUUUAUUUUUUUGAAGUGUGAAUGUAAUUUAUUGUGUGAUUGUGUGAAAAUGUUUAAAUUAUUUUUUAACUUAUUAUUUGAAUUGUUUAUUUAUUUAUUUUGGUAAAAUUAAUUAAAUAAUUAAUUAAAUCUUUAAAAAUAUGGUUUCUUUUGUACUAUUUUAUUUUCGAUCUAGAUUUUACAAAGGUAAAUGAGCUGUACCACCGUAGUCUGUUCAAAUAACUAAGAUGUAUAAAAAAAUCGGAUAAUCAUUUAUUCCAUGUAAUCCGAUUUUUUUCCUUUUUCAAAAUUAUUAUAAUAAAAAUUAUAUUUGUACUAUAACGUCUUGUGUAUAAAACGAAACCUAAUCUUAAGUAAUUUAUUUAUUUCGUAACUAACUUUCUGUUAAAAAUAAAUAUUAUUAAUAUAAUUAACAAAAAAAAUCUUGGUACUCUAAUAUGCGCAUACACAUCGAACAUUUUGAAUCUAGCCAAUCACGAAGCUAGAUUUUCCGAAAUGGCCGCCAGGCGACCGAUGAUGCACAUAUUACAGAUUUAUUUAAUAUUGUAAUCUAUCACUGUGUGAUUGUUUAAUUUAUUUGUUAAUUUAAAUAUACACACACUCGUGUAAAAUAUCAUUUUUUACUUUUUAUGAGGAUUUUUUUAAGUUUUACCCGACAGCCGACAAGAGUUUGGUAAGUUUUGUUAGCAACUCCCGUCCGACUUCGUGAGGUUGUAAAUUACAUACAAGAAGUUUCCUUUUAAAUAACUCUAUCUAUUAUAAAAAAAUCGAAAUAAAAUCCCUUGUGUAGUUUUAAAAAUCUAAGCAGACAGCAAGAACCGAUCUUUUUUGUUAAUAGUGAUACCAAUGCUCAAAAUACUUAUAGACAGUGUAAUAUGUAAUGCUCAAAAUAUUUUUAUACAUAGUUGUAAUGUAUAACUUUAUGAAUUUGAGGAUGCCUUGUGUGCAAAAUUCAUUUAAAAAUAGUAGUAAAUAGUUUUUUUUUUCUUGCAUACUGUGUCUUUUCCCUCAAUUUUUAUAUUCUACUUGAAUAUUGUUUGAGUGUGUGUAUAUUGAAUUAAUAAUGUCAAUAAGAAAGACUAAAGUCGUGGUGUUGUGUGUAUAAUAAUGAAAUAUACUGUUGUAGUCAUAAUCAAGUAAAAUUAUGUAGAUUGAAAUAAAAUUUG
Molecule: messenger RNA, 3342 nt
Organism: Helicoverpa armigera (cotton bollworm)
Lineage: Eukaryota; Metazoa; Arthropoda; Insecta; Lepidoptera; Noctuidae
Gene: Osi24
Exons: 8
Coding region: 375-1742 (455 amino acids)
Cellular component (GO): membrane
Source: RefSeq, a predicted model, not a curated record